Oryzias melastigma (Indian medaka) is the source of this 2267-nucleotide messenger RNA. Its product is annotated as zinc finger protein 436. The transcript has 8 exons. The coding region runs from base 113 to 1984 and encodes 623 amino acids. The record is from RefSeq and is a predicted model, not a curated record. Gene Ontology annotation, biological process: regulation of immune system process; negative regulation of transcription by RNA polymerase II; regulation of cytokine production. NCBI's taxonomy places the organism in Eukaryota, Metazoa, Chordata, Actinopteri, Beloniformes, Adrianichthyidae.
CGCAGAAUCUCGAUUCUUCACAACAUCCGGUUAAUCCGGAAGUCAUUUUGGUUUAGCGUUCUAAUAAGAUUUGACGUUUGUUCCUCGUUUUUCAUGUUUAUUACUUACCAAAAUGGCGUUAAGUUACAAAGGCGCACGACUUCCCCCGGCUUCUUUGCAGCUGCUCGUGCCUCCAGUGAGACUGAUGUCCGCCUUAGUGUGGCGGGUAGCUCAGGAGCGCAGUGUGCUCCAGUAUGAUAAAGUGCUGGACUUCAUCAGCUUGGUGAUAGAGAUUGUGCCAGAGAUCCUGAAUCCCAUUCAAAAAGCUCAACUCAUUAUGGGCUUGAGAGCAAGGCUAGUUUUGGAGCUAUGUCAGGUUGAUGGUGUCACUAACCUAAAAACCAUCCAGAACCACCUCGAUAAAAUCCACUCCUGCAGCUCUGAGCUGAGCGCCAAUGAUCAGAUGGAAAACAGUGAAAUCCUAAGUAUGUCCUACAGAAACUUUGCCACCCUUGUUCAGAAAAUCUUGAGCGACUCAUUUGAAAAAGAGAUUUUCUUUCACGAAGUUUUUCCCCAAAAAUAUGGCUCUGCCUUCAACCAAGAGAUCCAGCAGCUCGUGUCUGUGUUUUUGGUUAGACUGGAGCAACUUCUGCCUAUACCGGAUCUUCAGGAGACGUCAGCCCUGCUCGCUGGUUCAUCUGCCCCAGAAGAGUUUUCACGCAGUCUGUCUGAUCCUGCUGCUUUGAAGACUCUUCUCCUUCAAUACAGAGAGCGGGGGACUCUCAGCUCAACUCUGACGCCCGAUGAGGAGGAUAUCAUUUUGCACACGUUGGCUCAUCCACCUGAAAACGUAGAAGAAAGACUCGCAAUAGAUUGCACUGAAGCUGAUGAUGAUAAUUAUGACAGUGAUGGGAGGAGCUUGGAGGAUUUGGACGAAGAGUCUGCCGAAAGCUUAGAGGACACCCCAGAAGACUGGGAUCCAAAAAAAGAGUCCGGUCUAGUAUCUCACUUAUACAUCUGUCCCGAGUGUUCGUUUGCACACUUGUGCAUGAAAAAGAUUCACGAGCACAUCCAGAAGGAGCACCAGAAGUCGGGGAUCAAACCCAAAAAGGUAUCUUCAAAAACAGGAAGUUCGGAUAUUCAGAUAAAAAAUAAGAAAUUAGAAAAGAAUUCGAAGAAGGAAAAGAAAUGUGUAAAGAAAAAUAGCCCAGACAAGAAACUGAACUGUGAACAGAAUAAGGACAAGGCGGAAAACAGGAAAUCCCAAAGAAGAAAAGAACCUACAGGGGUUGAUAAAAGAUUUCUAAGCAUGCGACCUGUGAACAAAAACUUUUCAGAGGAAGAGACUAAAUGUCAGCUAUGUGAGAAGGUCUUUGAACACCCCAAUCAGCUGAAGUUCCAUAUGAGGAUCCACAGCUCCCGGUACCACUGCAGCCAGUGUGAGAAGGGUUUCUCCAGCCAGUCGGGCUAUUACCAUCACCAAAGAAUACACAAAAAAGGACGAAUAUUCAUAUGUGACCUGUGCAACAAAGGAUUCCUGUGCAACAGUUCCCUAAAUCAGCACAAACGACUCCACGCCGGCCCCACCAACUUGUGCAACAUAUGCGGGAAAAACUUCAGCAAAAACGGUUUUGUGAGGCACAUGCAGAUGCAUAAAGGGGAGAAGAAUUACCUGUGCACCACCUGCGGAAAGUCGUUUUUUUCCUCGGGGGAGCUGCACAUGCACGAUCGGACUCACACGGGCGAGACGCCGUACACCUGCAUCCACUGUGGGAAAGGCUUCUCCUGCAAGGGGCAUCUCACGGUGCACCUGCGCUCUCACACGGGGGAGCGGCCGUACGCCUGCCUGGAUUGUCCUAAACGCUUUCUGACCGUGAACUGUCUGAAGAGGCACGCUCUCAGUCACAGCGGAGUUAAACCAUUUAAAUGUACCAAGUGUGAGAAGGAGUUCUCCCAGCAAGGAAACCUGAAGAGACAUCUGGCAACUCAUAAACCUGACAAGUAACGGGUUACCUUUUGAUAAAUCAAGUGUUGAGUUUGUGCCUUUUUUAAACUUUAAUGAUGUUUUUUUAUGUUUCCAUUUCUUCUAUUCAGUGAAUUUUGUCAGCUUCAGCACUUUCAAAUUGGUCAAAUAAAUAGUAAAGUUGUCAUACAAAUACUUCCUGUGAUUAUAGGUCAGAAUUUAUUGCAUUAAAAUGUCGGGCAAGACAGAAAAUCCAUGAAUUCUUGUUUUUCAUUUGUUACUUUAUGUUAGCACGUCUUUAAUAAACACAUCUAUUUAAAAAAAA